Rhincodon typus (whale shark) is the source of this 3839-nucleotide messenger RNA. Its product is annotated as regulator of G-protein signaling 6-like. The transcript is spliced from 19 exons. NCBI's taxonomy places the organism in Eukaryota, Metazoa, Chordata, Chondrichthyes, Orectolobiformes, Rhincodontidae. The coding region runs from base 19 to 1395 and encodes 458 amino acids. Gene Ontology annotation, biological process: regulation of G protein-coupled receptor signaling pathway; intracellular signal transduction; G protein-coupled receptor signaling pathway. The record is from RefSeq and is a predicted model, not a curated record.
GAAAAUAUUAUCACACGGAUGCAGGAUGACAAAGCUGGUGGAGUGAUGAUUCGAACAGUGAAGAGCUUCCUGUCAAAGAUUCCCAGCGUCAUCACAGGUGCUGACAUCGUGCAAUGGUUGAUGAAAAGCCUGAACAUCGAAGAUCAAGGCGAAGCAAUACACUUAGGAAGUCUCAUCGCUGCACAAGGAUACCUGUUUCCGAUUUCAGACCAUGUGCUGACGUUAAAGGAUGAUGGUACAUUUUACAGAUUUCAGGCUCCAUAUUUUUGGCCAUCAAACUGCUGGGAACCGGAAAACACAGACUAUGCGAUCUACCUGUGCAAGCGGACAAUGCAGAAUAAAGCAAGACUGGAACUUGCAGAUUAUGAAGCCGAAAAUUUGGCCAGGUUGCAAAGAGCAUUUGCAAGAAAAUGGGAGUUCAUCUUUAUGCAAGCAGAGGCCCAAGUAAAAAUUGACAGGAAAAAGGACAAGACGGAACGUAAGAUCCUGGACAGCCAAGAAAGAGCAUUUUGGGAUGUUCAUCGACCUGUUCCUGGCUGUGUGAACACUACCGAAAUGGACAUCAGGAAGUGUCGUAGGAUGAAAAACCCGAACAAAGUGAAGAAGUCGGUGUAUGGGGUUUCUGAAGACUCACAGACACACAGUCCUGUACAUUCACUUGCAUCAACAACUAAGCAACCUGCAAAAGACGAUCUGAAGAAGCAGAUCACCUUAUUAAAUAUCCAGCUAGACAGACAUUGUUUAAAAAUGUCCAAAGUAGCUGAAAGUUUGGUCAGUUAUGCAGAGCAGUAUCUGGAAUAUGAUCCCUUGCUAACACCACAGGAUCCACCUAACCCGUGGAUCAGUGACGACAGCACAUUCUGGGACAUGGAAAUGCUGGAGAAUCCAAGACAACAAGGUAAUGAAAGAUGGACUUUCAGCUUUGGAGAAGGUGCAGAAGAGGUUUACCAGGAUAUAGUAACACGUGAUAAACUACGUUUUUUAGAACCUAAGUCCUUCCCUUCCCUCUGCAGGUUUUGGGUAGCGGCAGAGGACCUGAAGAAACGACCACUUGUGGAAGUCCCGGGCAAGGUUCAAGAAACGUGGCAGGAAUUUCUUGCUCCAGGUGCACCGAGCGCCAUCAACCUGGACUCCCACUCGUAUGAGAUAACCAAUCAGAAUGUCAAGGACCCAGGAAGGUACACCUUUGAAGAUGCACAGGAACACAUCUACAAAUUGAUGAAAAGUGACAGCUACGCUCGCUUUCUGCGUUCCAAUGCAUAUCAGGAGCUUCUACAAGCUAAGAAAAAGCCUGAAAAUGAGCAGGGUCGCAGAACCUCGCUGGAAAAAUUCACUCGCAGUGUGGGUAAGUCAUUGACUGCAAAACGUCUUACUGGUCUCAUGCAGUCCUCCUGACGGACAUCAGAGCUCCCUCCUGCUGCAGAAAAUGAAGGAGCUUGUACCUGCACUCCCAGCAAUCACCACAUGAAGGAGCCAUUGUGAAGGGUCGUGCUGUACAACCAGACAAAACGAUCAUUUUGGAACAUUGUAAUCUUUCCUCUGUGCCGAAUGAAUUUUGAGUUACUGCAGAUAUCAUUGAAAAAUCUCUUUUUUUUUUUUAAACAGAACAACGGGUUAGUCCCAGGCAUGGUGGUGCAGAAAUUGAAUUUUUGGCUGUCAGUGAAACCAUAAAGUAGUUUCUGGCCAUCUGCAUCGAAAGGUGAAGGUGUGAUGAAAUGCCCAUGUGUUCUGCACGGUUGAGCAAUACGUGCCAGGGAUAUGUGAAUUGCGUGCUGUAUGAGUCAUUUCCUUCCCUGCCUCUUAUUCACAGCUGAUAGCAGCUUCCACAGAUAGAUUUAUAUUUCAACUUAACUGCCUGUCAUUGCUGUUGUUUAUUUAUCAGUCAUGAAACAUCUCACAAAAACAUUUAGUGGCAUUUCAUGUGCCUUCUGAUGGCCAUAAAGGAGCAGCACAUGCAUGCAGCUCAGUGUGAAACGGGUCAUUUAUUUGAUGUUGACUCACUGCAGAGGUGAGGAGAGAAAUCACACCAGACCAUUGCAUCAAUCAGCCUUCAGCUCAGGUUUAAUCAAAGGAGUCGCAAUUGUGUUGCAAUUAGUUACAUUACAGCCAAAAUUUCUUAACCCCAUUGCUACAUCUCAAUGCUAUGUUACUUAUAAGUACUUCAUGCCAUUCUGGGAUCUUAUUUGGUGAUCUUAGAGAAAAAGCAACUUUUGAAAAAUGUGUUCUGGCCAAUAUUUUGGUUCCUCAAUUAACCACCAAAGCAGAUUAAUUUGGUAUUUAUCUCAAGACUUUACUGUGCACCAAUUGUGGCUGUAUUUUACAUACUCAGAUCUGACUACACUUUUGUUUUGUUGUCCUCAGAAGUCUUUGAGACAUUUUAAGUUUCUGAAUGUGGCAAAUUGAUGGAAGAUCUUUCUUCUUUCUUAUCACCUGCAGGGAGUUUUCCUGUUUCUUGUCAAAUUUCUGUUCCAAUUAAGUCACUUUCAAUUAAAUGAAAUAGCAUAUAAAUUCAUUAAAAUUAAAUUACAUUGAAUUUAUAAAAUAAGAAUAGCCCUUAUCAAAAUGCAUUAGCUCUCAGUUUUCGGUGUUGUAAUUCAUUUCCGUUUACAUGCUCAUGCAAGUUUAUUAAUGUUUUCUUGUAUUUUAUCUCAAUUGUCCUCUAUCAUCCAUACACCACCCCCAUUUCCCCACACGUACACAAUUUUCAAAUUCGGUAAUUAUACUUACAAUUCCAGAGUCAUUUAUGUAAAUGGUGAACAAUUCUAGUUCCAACUCCAGUGCCUGUGGACCAUCGCUUCUUGUCUUCCCCAGUUACCUUUCAUCCCUUAGUUCUUGUUUUCAGUUCCGUAGCCACUUUGCUCUCCAUACUGCUCAUCUUGUCCAGUGACUCAGCGUUCUGUGACUUUUGUCAUGAGCUCGUUAUGCAGCACUUUAUCAAAAGCAAACAAACAGGGAAUUCUGGAGAAACUCAGCAGGUCUGGCAAUACUUGUGGAGUGAGAAACAGAGAUAAUGUUUUGAAUCUUUUUCAAAACAAUUCUUCUCAAAAUUCAAGUACAUUGCAUAUGAACAUAUGAAUUAGGAGGAGUAGACCAUGUCACUACUUGAACCUGCUUCAUCUUUCCAUAAGAUUGUGGCUGACUUGCUUGUGAUCCCGCAAGCCCCCACCCCCCAGCCAAUAUUCCCGCCUGUGCUUGAUCAUCUUAGAUUCUCGACUAACAAGGGAGUCAGUCUACUUCUGCAUCAACAGAAUUCAAUGACUCUGUCUCCACCGUUCUCUGGAGCAGACUCACAAAACUCUGAGAAAAAAAAACUCUACAUUUCCAUCUUAAAUAUAAAACUGUGUUCCUUACAAGAUCUACUGCAUUACCCAAAACUACACUUUCUCUGACUGCAAUAUGCUUGGUCCAGCAUGGAAUUCCUUUGAAAUCCACAUUCACUACUCUAUUGUAUUUCUAGACAGUUUCCAUUUAAGGUAAAGAUUCCAUUAGCUUUCCUAAUACCACUGUUAAGUUAAAUAGAUAUCUCCAGUUCCCUGGAUGUAUUCUAUCUCUUUUCUUACUUAUAGGAAUCAAAACAGCUAUCCAUCAUUCCUUUCACUACGCCACUUUCUAAAUAAUCUACUUUUCACCUAACUGUAGGGAUUCUGUGAUUCUUUUAGCAUGUGUGGUGCCUCCAUUUCAGAUCAGGGGUUUUAUCCCCUCUAAGUAGAGUCAUAAGAUCUGAGAUCAAAGAUCUACGGCAUAGAAAAAGCCCCUUUGGCCCAUCAAGUCCAUCCUGGUGAGAAACCAAGCACCUAACUAUUCUAGAGAUAGUAAGAACUGCCGAUGCUAGAGUCAGA